GCCGGCCCGGCUCGGCCAGGCCCAGUCCGGCCCCCGGAGGACCAGCGCGGCGGCAGGCAUGGAGCUCGGCGAGGGGCGCAGGGUGGACGCGUACGGCUUCGAGCGGCCGGCGGACUUCGACCACGCCGCCUACGAGAACUUCCUGGCCGCCUACCUGGGGGUCCUCGCCCGCCGGGCCGUCAAGUGGGCCCGGCUGCUGCAGGGCGGCGGCCGCCUCCAGAGGAGCCUCACGGUGAAGCGCUACAUCCGGAAGGGCAUCCCCCUGGAGCUCCGGGCCCGAGUGUGGAUGGCGGUGAGUGGAGCCCAGGCCCAGAUGGACCGGAACCCGGGCUACUACCAUCAGCUCCUGCAGGGAGCAACGAAUGACAGCCUGGAGGAGGCCAUCAGGACAGAUAUGAAUAGGACCUUCCCGGACAACAUCCGCUUCCAGAGCAGCGCCGAGCCCUGUCUGCAGAAAACUCUGUUCAACGUGCUUUUGGCCUACGGGCACCAUGACCAACGUGUGGGCUACUGCCAGGGAAUGAACUUCGUGGCAGGCUACCUGAUUCUUAUUACGAAGAACGAGGAAGAGGCAUUCUGGCUCCUGGACGCCCUAGUGGGGAGAAUACUGCCCGAUUACUACAGCCCCGCCAUGCUGGGCCUCAAGACUGACCAGGAGGUGCUGGGCGCCCUCGUGAGGACCAAGAUGCCGGCUGUGGCAGCCCUCAUGGAGCGGCACGGCAUCUCAUGGACCCUGCUGGCAUCCCGCUGGCUCAUCUGCCUGUUUGUGGACGUCCUGCCCGUGGAGACAGUGCUCCGGAUCUGGGACUGUCUGUUCAACGAGGGCUCCAAGAUCCUCUUCCGCGUGGCCCUGACCCUCAUCAAAGAGAACCAGGCGUUCAUCCUGGAAGCUUCCAGCGUCCCUGAAGUGUGUGAGCGCUUCCGGCAGAUCACCAGGGGACCCUUCGUGACGGAGUGUCACGGCUUCAUGCAGAAAGUCUUCUCCGAGCCUGGACACCUGCCCAUGCGAGCCAUCACCCAGCUGCGAGAGCGCUGCAGGGCCCAGCUGCUGGCUCAGGGCUGACCACAGCCGUGGCCUCAUAGGAAAUGCUCACCUGCACUCAGGCGUGACCCUCUCAAGAAUGGUUUACAACUCCACCGGAUUCAGAGCUCUACAGCCUUCACUUUCUUAGUCUUCUUACCUGGGCAGUUCAUCUGA
This is a messenger RNA of Sorex araneus (European shrew), 1198 nucleotides long. It is a transcript of the gene GRTP1, whose product is annotated as growth hormone regulated TBC protein 1. The coding region runs from base 59 to 1063 and encodes 334 amino acids. NCBI's taxonomy places the organism in Eukaryota, Metazoa, Chordata, Mammalia, Eulipotyphla, Soricidae. The transcript is spliced from 8 exons. The record is from RefSeq and is a predicted model, not a curated record.